Molecule: messenger RNA, 618 nt
Organism: Prorocentrum cordatum
Lineage: Eukaryota; Dinophyceae; Prorocentrales; Prorocentraceae
Source: the annotation of a GenBank genome assembly
AUGGCCGCAUCUGCCAAGGCCCAGAAGAUGGAGAUCGCCGCGAAGGCGACGGCAGACCUCAACGUGACAACCAAGGGUAAAGCGGAGGACGAGCAGUCUCUGGAAGACACGAACACGGAGUGCCACCUGAAGUCGGAAGAGUUCGAGAAAAAUCAGGUGAUCCGUGCAGAGGAGGUGAAGGCCAUUAAGGGAGCGAUGGACAUCUUGAGCAGCGAGGCUGUAGCUGGCGCGGGCGAGAAGCACCUGCCGGCGCUGCUGCAGGGCAGGCGCAAGCCGAAGGUCUUGGCGCAGCUGCACAGCACGCAGGACCCGGGCACGUCGGUGAAGGCCAAGGCCGCUGCGUAUUUGCAGGCGAAGGCUCAGAAGAUGGGCAGCCGCUACUUGGCCGUGAUGGCGCAACACGCAGCAGAUGAUCCUUUCGAAAAAGUGAAAAAGAUGAUAAAGGAUUUGAUUGUCAGAUUGAUGGAGGAGGCUAACGCGGAGGCAGACCACCAUGCCUUCUGCUCCACGGAGCUGGCAACGAACAAGCAGACUCGCGACAACAAGGCGGCGGAGGUGGAGGGCCUGACGGCCUCCGUGGACAAGAUGACCGCCGAGGUCGGCGAGCUCGCGUCGGAG